CUGAAGGAUAAUAAGACUCCUGGAUGAUCCACGCAGCUUCCAGAACUCCUCUGAACCCCAGCGAGCAGAACAACAGAGACGAUGGGAUUUUAAAUGCAGAACCGAACAUGAGCUCAGACAUAUAGCUUCUCGGAGCGUAUAAAGGAACCGAGAAACUUGUUGCCAGAGAGAGAGAAAAACAAAGUUAACAACUUCGCCCUGGAUGCGGAGAUGCGCACAAAGUAACCGGGAUCCUCUUCGCUUCUACAGACCUCAACGAGUUAUUGAAACGCCAUGAAAGACGACUUUGGAGACGAGGAGGAAGUACAGUCUUAUGGAUACAAGAGGUUCGGGAUCCAGGAAGGCACCAAAUGCACAAAGUGUAAGAAGGAAUGGGCACUGAAGACCUCCAUAGCUCUGCUCUAUGUGCUGUGCACCCUCCUCACCAUCGCUGUCGCUGCCCUCGGAUAUAAAGUGGUGCAAAGAGUCGACAGCGUGUCCGAAGGUAUCGCGAACUACGGCGGCAAGAUAAUCGCGGUCGAGACGGAUCUAAAAAAACUUGACGACCAAACGGAAGAGAAGUCGGAGAACACCACCACAGAGAUCCAGGCUUUCAAGAGCAGCCUCUCGGCUCUGCAGAGGCAGCUGUCGGCGGUGCAGGAACACGUCCGCGGCAAUCAGGUCAAGCUGAAUCAGCUGCAGAGCGUCGACUCAGAGAUUCAGAGCAGCCAUGGCGCCACUCAGGGACUGCUCAGCAGCAACACAGCCGCCCUGCGCUCAAUGAACGGCACCCUGCGGUCCUACGGCAGCGUCAUCGCCGGACUGCAGGAGGACACGGCCAGGCUGCAGAGGGAGCUCCAGCAGCAGGUGAAGCUGCAAAACCAGGCGCUGCUCAGCAUCAGCAAUCUGAACCUCACUCAAGCCCAGCAGCGAGGCCUCAUUGCUGCCCUGCAGCGGUCGGUCGAUGAAACCAGCCAGGCGAUACACAAGAUGCGCAAUGACUUUCAGAGCCUGGAGCAGACCGCCCGGCAGACCCGCUCCGACGCGGAGUGGCUCCGCGGGAAGAUGGAGAACCUGCAAGUGGUGGCCAGCAACGCCUCGGCUCUGGCUAAAGCCAACAACGACAGCCUGGAGGAUGUGGGGGCACAGCUGACGUCUAUGAGCAGCCAGCUGCAGAACACCAGCAGCUUGGCCGAGGCUCACGACCAGACCCUAAGGGGCAUCAUGGACCAGCAGAGGGACUUCAGCAACCUCACCUCCGCCAGAUUCGACCGGGUGGAGACGCAGGUGGACGAGCUGGAGGACGCUAUGGACCGCGUGACGGGCAACAUGAGCUUCACCACGCAGCUUCUGGGAGCCAUAAACCAGAACCUGAAUGACUUGCGCAGCUGUUCCGAGACCAUCGGCCGUCACUCGGACGUCCUGCAGAACCUUAACGACAGCGUGACGGACGUGAGGACGGAUGCGUCCGGUCUGAGGAUGCAGCAGGAGGAGCUGGCAGCUCGUUUGGACAAGGAGGUCACCAGCCUCUCUAUCGUCAUGGAGGAGAUGAAGCUGGUGGACACGAAGCACUCGCAGCUGAUAACGAACUUCACUAUUUUACAGGGCCCGCCUGGUCCGAGAGGACCCAGAGGGGACAGAGGACCUCAAGGACCACCUGGUCAGACGGGAUCAAAGGGAGAGAAGGGAGAAAAAGGACCACCGGGAAUGAGGGGAUCCAGAGGAGGGCAGGGUUCACCGGGACCGCCUGGUCUCCCAGGGUUAAAGGGCCUCCCGGGUGUACCUGGAAUUCCAGGAUCUAAAGGCUCGCGAGGGUCGGGAGGCAGAGCUGGACCUCCAGGAGCGAAAGGAGAGCCAGGGCCUGCCGGUCUACCUGGAAGAGAUGGCCAGCCCGGUGUGCCUGGACUGCAAGGCCCACCAGGCCUCCGCGGACCAAUUGGACCAGCUGGGGAACAAGGCCCAAGGGGACAGCCUGGUCCAGUGGGGCCCCCGGGGCCUGUGGGACCACCGGGGCUACCAGGAAUCCCAAUUCAUGAUCCUAUAGUGCCUCUUCCACCCGUGUCACAACAGGACGAGGCAGUUCCUCCAACACCGUCAUUGCCAGGUUGCCCUGAUGGUUGGGGGAAAUACAAAAACAAGUGCUACUUUUUUUCCAAAGGCCUUUUCAGUUUUAACGAUUCAAAGGCAGACUGUGAAUCAAAAUCAGCGACGUUGCUGAUCAUAAAUGACCAAGAGGAGCAGAAAUGGCUGGAGAGUCAAAUAGCUGGAAAAGGCUACUUCUGGAUGGGCCUGACGGACAGGGAAGAGGAGAAUGUGUGGCGCUGGGUGGACGGGAGUCUUCCUGCUUUCACGAAGUGGAAGCCCGGCCAGCCUGACAACUGGAACCACGGCCAUGAGUCGGGGGAAGACUGCGCCGGUCUCAUCCACGAAGGGCUGUGGAACGAUUUCAUCUGUGAAGAUCUAAUUAGCUAUAUCUGUGAGAAGGAACCAGAGGCCUCAAGAUCAUAGCAUCGUGUUAAAGGAAGGAGCCCAGUGAGCAGCUCUGCUUCGUCCGUGCGGCUCUGCUUCGCUGCCAGGUCUCGUGGACAGUCUGGAUGGAGUGGAGGAAGGGACAAUUUAAAAGGGAGUCCAGGGGCUGCAGCAGCAAACAGCUUUCUGAAACUGCAUCCUCCAGGGUGAGGCCAGCGCAUCCUUACCAACAAGUGCAAUAAAGCAGGACAUCCAGAUGGAGGACAAACUGUUAAAAAUCAGCGACUUUUUUUUCUUUUUUUUUUUGGAAUAUAUAAAACAUGUUAUAUACCUGUACCUGUACAACUAAACACCUGAAUGUUUGUUUCAUUAGCCAAGUUUUAUAGGGAAGUAUAAGGGCUCUAAAGGUCAAAAGGACUGUAAUUUUGUAUAUUUCAGAGAUUACAAUGUGCAAAAAGAUGGGCAGAGAAAGCACCCAGCAGACAUGCUAUCUUCAAUGAAACGUGUAUCUAACCUCAUGAAUGUGUAUGUACUAUUUACACUUAAACAGAAAUAUAAUGAAGGUACACAUAAUCUUAGGAAAAUGUCACAAUCAGAUUUUUUUUAUAUUAGAGAUGCAUCAAUCAAGCCUUUUUUUUUUGACUGGCAGCAUUUUCAGGUUUUCCUUGAGGUCUCACCAGCCGAUUGUGGUUCUGAGGAUCAUAGCUCAUGCAAGAGAAAGAUGCUGCGGAAUCUAUGAUAGAGCUUGCAGUAUUGAUCAUAAUAGGAAGAAAUUACCAUAUUAUUCUAACUUAGGCCUCAAGGCUGCACCAAAUCUUUAUCUGGUUUUUAUAAAACUAAAAA
This is a messenger RNA of Fundulus heteroclitus (mummichog), 3291 nucleotides long. RefSeq names its product collectin-12. The transcript is spliced from 10 exons. Lineage: Eukaryota; Metazoa; Chordata; Actinopteri; Cyprinodontiformes; Fundulidae. The coding region runs from base 274 to 2487 and encodes 737 amino acids. The record is from RefSeq and is a predicted model, not a curated record.